Delphinapterus leucas (beluga whale) is the source of this 3356-nucleotide messenger RNA. RefSeq names its product Rho guanine nucleotide exchange factor 37 (gene ARHGEF37). Gene Ontology annotation, cellular component: cytoplasm. Gene Ontology annotation, molecular function: guanyl-nucleotide exchange factor activity; protein binding. Lineage: Eukaryota; Metazoa; Chordata; Mammalia; Artiodactyla; Monodontidae. The record is from RefSeq and is a predicted model, not a curated record.
UCUGUUAUGUUGACUGCUGAAUACUUGGUGCCUAGAACAGAGUCCCACUCACUACUCUGAGUCAUAGAAAAGGCAACUGGGGUGCAGGGAGACUGGCAGAUUUAUCUAAGAUUGCGCAGAGGGCUCCCAAGAGAGCUAGGAUAGGAACCCAGAAAUCCUGGGCAGCCGGCACUCAGAAUUAAAAUCAAGGUCCAGCCCUAAAGUUUGGUGAUUCGGGAAAGAGCACAGAUAUUCAGGGAUCCUGGGGUCAACAUUCCCACCGGAUGGCCUAACUGCCGGUCCCUGUUUUGGUGCUGAGUAGCCCGAGGGAGGAGUAGGUGCCUAAAUGAGAAGUCGCGGGUGGGUGGGUCACCGGGCGCAGCACUGACACCCACUUGCAAGGCUUCGCGCUGGUUGCGGGCCAGCGCACGGCAGUUGCAGUCGCCGGGCCACCCCGGCUGGGACCCACUGCAGGGAGCGUCCAGUGGAAAACAACCUGCCUCCAGUUGGACAAUUAACAAAGGCGAGAGCCGGGGCCGCGCCCUCUCGGCGCACGCACAUACGCAGCGUGGGCAGAGCCGCGCCCGCCCGCGCCCUCCCUAGGAACAGCGCGCGCAGGCCACAGCGCGGCGUGGGGCCCGGAGACCGGCGCCUUUCCUUCCCUGGCUGCGCAAUCGCCGGGGCGGUCGAGCUCCUUCCGGCAGCUGGCACCCUGCGCGAGCGAACCUGCUGACAUGACUGAUCAUGGGGAUGAUGAGCUGUCCUCUAGGACAGGGAGUCCAGACGAGGAAGGUCGGGUCCCUGAGGAGAGAUCCUUGCUGCAUCAGAGUCUGGCCGUCAGGGAACUCAUCGACACCGAGGUCUCCUACUUACACGUGCUCCAGCUCUGUGCCUCGGACAUUAGGAGCCACCUGCAGCAGCUGCCGCAGGGAGAUCUGGAUGUCCUGUUCUCAAACAUCGAUGAUAUCAUCAAGGUGAACAGCAAAUUGCUUCAUGACCUGCAGGAGACAGCCGCCAGGGAAGAGGAACAAGUGCAGCUGAUUGGCAACUUAUUCCUGGAAUUCCAAGAGGAGUUGGAGCAAGUCUAUAAAGUGUACUGUGCCAGCUAUGAACAGGCCUUGCUGCUGGUGGAGGCCUACCGGAUGGAGCCACGGCUGCAGCGGGAGAUCCAGGACACCAUUGAGGCAGUGCUGCCUCAAGCUGGAUCCUCAGGCCUCAGUUUCUUGCUGGUAAUUCCUUUGCAGAGGAUUACCAAAUACCCAUUGCUGCUGCAGAAAAUUCUGGAGAACACACUCCCUGAUGCCAGUGCCUACCCUGUCCUUCAGAGGGCUACCUCUGCCCUCCAGGACGUGGUCACCAACAUCAAUGAGUACAAGAGGCGCAAAGAAGUGGCCUCCAAGUACACCAAGGUGGAGCAUCUGAGCCUCCGGGAGCGACUGGCCCGCAUCAGUAUGCACACCCUUUCCAAGAAGACCACCCGGCUGGGCCAGCUGCUGAAGCAGGAGGCGGGGCUCGUACCCAAGACAGAAGACAAGGAAUUUGAUGACUUAGAAGAGAGUUUCCAUUGGGUGUCGCUGUGUGUGACUGAGCUGAAGAACAAUGUGGCUGCGUACCUGGAUAAUUUGGAGGCUUUCCUCCGCUUCCGGCCCCAGGAAUACGAUCUGGACAUCCCUGGGGGGCCUGUGGUGCAGUACUGUUACCUGGCAAGAGACCUGCAGCUCCAGGCCUUCCCUGAGUUUAUGGGCGCAUUGAGGCCCAGAAAGGUUGGAUGUCGUGCUAGAGGUCACAGCUGGUCAGUGAGGGUGGGACUGGAGCCCAGUCCUGCCACAUCCAAAGCCCCUUCUCCCUGUGCCCCGCCCUCUGCCACCUCCUUCCUCAACUCCCAAGUUCACCUCUCCCCACAGAAGCAGCGGCUGGAAGCCCUGGUGUGGCAGCCAUUGUGCAGCCUGGCCAAAGCCUUGGCCGGCCCUCAGAAUCUGAUCAAGAAGCGUCUGGACAAACUACUGGACUUUGAGAGGGUGGAAGAGAAGCUGUUGGAGGUGGGCAGCAUGACCUAUGAGGAAGAGGCGGCCCGGCACAUGUACGAGGCACUCAACUCCCUGCUAGUGGCUGAGCUCCCACAGUUUAAGCAGCUGGCCAUGCGGUGGCUGGGCCAGAUCCUGUGCACAUUUGUGACCCUCCAGAGGGACCUUGCAAAGCAAGUGCUGCAGAGGGCAGAGGGCAGCUUGGCCCAGCUUCCCCACCACCACAUCUCUGAUCCAGCCUUCAGGAAGCUGGUGGAGGAUGCACUGGGCCAGACCAGUCAUCAGCUUCACGCCUUUCAAGAGAACUUCGAGAAAGUGCUGCCACCUCCCACCACACAACCACUCCUUCCAGGGGCUGAACACCAGGUGCAGGCUCUCCUGAGCAGGUAUGGCCCAGGAAAGCUGUACCAGGUGACAAGCAACAUCAGCGGGUCUGGGACUCUGGACCUGACUUUGCCUCGGGGCCACGUCGUAGCCCUCCUUCAAGACAAGGACACCAAAGGCAACAGCAGCCGAUGGCUGGUGGACACUGGAGGACAUCGAGGGUACGUGCCAGCUGGGAAACUGGAGCUGUACCACGUGGUCCCCCGUGAGGAGGAGCUCAGAGGGCAGGCGAGGCCUCACAGGGACUCCCAACGUCAGACACCAGAGCCCACCUUGGCCUCUGUCCCUUCUGUCCUAGCAGUGACCCAGGUGGUGGCAGUGUACCCCUUUGUGGCCAGAAGCAGCCAUGAAGUGAGUCUGCAGGCAGGCCAGCAGGUGACUGUCCUGGAGGCCCAGGACAAGAAGGGGAACCCAGAAUGGAGCCUUGUGGAAGUGAACGGACAGAGGGGCUAUGUGCCUUCCAGCUUCCUGGCCAGGGCCCCAGGUCCAGCUCUGUGGGGCUGGAGUCUGCCCUCUUAGGGUGCCCUCCUUGGAGCCCAUGUUCCAAGAGGCUUAGAGGCUGUGACCCUGGGAGUUAGAAGCAAAGAGAAGGUGGGGGUGGAUAGGGAAAUCAGGCCAGGGUGGGGUGAAGGGCACCCAGAAGGCAGCCAGAAGAGGUAGGUGGGCCUUGCAGAGUGCCUGGCGUGGGUGAACAUGAAAGGCUCCAACCAGGACGGCUCAUUAUGUCUGCAUGAAGAGGGCGUUCCAACCUGAGUCACAACACCUGGGAUGGCAGGUCACAGCUGAUUGGCCAGGACUUGCUUAUGGCCAAUCUUACCUGUGCCCCGUCUGGUCCUGCCCAUGGGAGUGGGUCACCCAGGUGAGCUUUACCUGUGCGCUGUGUGCUUGCAUGGAGGCACACUGGAGAGUCCAGAACCGCCUGACCUGGCAGUUCACUUCCUUCCUGUGGUAUAAAGAGAUACAACAGCC